Molecule: messenger RNA, 648 nt
Organism: Nicotiana attenuata
Lineage: Eukaryota; Viridiplantae; Streptophyta; Magnoliopsida; Solanales; Solanaceae
Exons: 1
Coding region: 1-648 (215 amino acids)
Source: RefSeq, a predicted model, not a curated record
AUGGUGGAGAGCAUAUGGAAGAGGAGAUUGGCUGAGGAUAAAAUGGAGGACGUCUGGAAAAAAGUUAAAGCCCUUAAGCCAUUGUUUAGAAGGCUUAGUAGUGAAGAAUAUAAGGUCAUAAUACAGAGAAUUGAGAAUGCUAGGAUGGAUCUCAUUACAGUACAGGAGAAGAUGCAACAACACUACACUAACAACCUUCUAGAACAAGAGAAACACACACUUCAGCAGUUAGAGAAAUGGUCAUUAAUUGGAGAGAGUAUUCUGAAGCAAAAGUCAAGGGUAAAGUGGAUCACUCUAGGUGAUGCUAACACUAAGUACUUCUCUGCUAUCAUGAAAGAAAGAAGCCACAUGAAACAGAUCCUGGAGAUUACAACUAUGGAGGGAAGGAAGCUAACUAAUCCUGCUAGCAUCAAAGAAGAGUUCAUCAACUUUUACAAAAAUCUAAUGGGAUCUUCUGCUAAGUCCUUACCAGCAAUCAACAAAGAGACUAUGCAAAAUAGUCCUAAACUCACUAAUGAUCAACAACUCAGCUUAGUUGCAGAAGUCUCAGAGGAGGAGACAUAUGAGGGUUUAUGUGCUAUCCAUGAGGACAAGGCCCCUGGGUUGACGGCUACAAUUCAUGCUUCUUUGAAAAGGCAUGGCCUAUAG